Molecule: messenger RNA, 1083 nt
Organism: Neoarthrinium moseri
Lineage: Eukaryota; Fungi; Ascomycota; Sordariomycetes; Amphisphaeriales; Apiosporaceae
Exons: 1
Coding region: 1-1083 (360 amino acids)
Molecular function (GO): oxidoreductase activity, acting on NAD(P)H
Source: RefSeq, a predicted model, not a curated record
AUGUCGAUUCCUCAGUCCUUCAAAGCAGCCGUGGUGCCCGAGCCAAAGGCUCAAAAUGUCAUACGCGAGCGUUCCCUGGCACCACUUGAGUCUGGAGAAGUCGGUAUCAAGGUCACAGCCACAGCCGUCAACCCGGUCGACUGGAAGAUGCGCGACCACAGUGCAUUCAUUAGCAAGUACCCUGCCAUACUCGGGUCAGAUGCAGCUGGAGUCAUUGUCGACGUCGGUCCCGAUGUCUCCGAGUUCCAGCCCGGCGAUCACGUUUUCUUCCAGGGCAUGAUCGGAAAAGAUGACUACUCGACCUAUCAACAGUACUGCAAGAUGCCCGCCAUUCUUGUCUCCAAAACUCCGGCAAAUAUUAGCGACGACCAGGCUGCGGGCAUCUGGCUCGCUACAAUGGCCGUCGUCACUGCCUUCUAUGACAAGACAGGGCAUGGGGUCUUGGCUCCCUGGGAACAGGGAGGGGCCCAGGCAGGCAAAGGCAAGGCUAUAGUUAUCAUCGGCGGCGCCUCGUCUGUAGGCCAGUAUGCAAUCCAAUUGGCGAGACUGUCAGGGUUUGAGAGGAUAGUCACGAAUGCAAGUGUCAACAACCACGAAAUGCUGAAGAAGCUUGGUGCACAUGUCGUUCUCGACCGCCUUCAUUCAAGCCCGGAGGACUUCAAGACUGCGAUUGGAGAUGUGGCAUUGGAUUUCGUAUUUGACGCUAUCUCGUCCAAGACGACACAGACCCAAGGCGUUGGCAUUCUGCAGGCGGCAAGAACCGAGGCUGGGGAGCUUGUGACAGUACACGUCGUACACCCGAAAGAGGUAGAUGCUGAUGCUGUAGCACUUGGCCAAUCGAAGCAGCCCAACGUGGCAGUCAAACAAAUCUUGGGAGCUGGUUCUGCCCCAAACUUGCGUUAUCUCAGCGAACCCUUGGCCAAGGCUCUUGGAGGCGAAGACGGCUGGGUUGCCAAAGGAUUGUUCGUGCCAAACCGACCGAGAAUUGUUCCAGGGGGACUUGGCGCGGUUGAGGAGGCUCUGAGCCUUAAUAAGAAAGGGGUUUCUGGCGAGAAGGUCGUUUUUCGCCCCUGCGAGGUGUAG